UUAAAAAUGGAUAUAAUUAAGAGGUAUUGUUGGAUAUUAGUGAUUUUAUUCUUCUUAAAAGAGAGUUGUGAUGGCUGUUUAGAGGAAGAAAGAGUUGCACUCUUGCAAAUAAAGUCUUCCUUCGAUUCUUUUUUUUUUGAUUAUUAUUGGAGGAUAGAUAGUGUUGCCUGUUGUAAUUGGACAGGCAUUGAGUGCGAUGAAAUUACUAGUCGAGUUACACAUCUCUACCUUUCAGAUAUUCUUGCUCAUCAUUCUUCACAGAAUGAUUUUUACCUAAAUGCCUCUUUGUUUCUUCCAUUCCAACAAUUGAAGUAUCUUGAUUUAUUUGGAAAUCGUAUAGCUGGUUGCGUUAAGAAUGAAGGUUUUGAAAGGUUAUCAACACUUUCCAAUUUGGAACUCCUUGAUUUGGGAUAUAAUCGAUUUAACAAUACUAUCUUAUCAUCGCUGAGUGGUCUUUCAUCUUUGAAAUACUUAUAUCUCUUUUCCAAUAGAUUGGAAGGAAUAAUUAAAAUGCCAGAAUUAAAUAAUUUGAUAGAAUUGGAUAUGAGUAGCAAUGAAAUCAAAGGCUUCAAUUCUUACCAUGGGCUUUCAUCUCUCAAAAAGCUGCAUAUAGGAGACAACCAGUUGGAAAGAGCAUUCGAUUUGAAAGGGUCCUAUAAUUUCACUAAUUUGGAAGAGCUGUACCUGGAUUCUUCUAUUAAUGUGGAUGAAAACUUCCUUCGUCUUUGCAAUUGGAAGUUUCUGCAAGAGCUAGAUAUUAAUUUCACAAUAUUCUCAAGUGGUAGUUUGCCAUGGUGUCUAGCAAAUUUGACAUCCCUCAAAAAAUUUCUCUCUCUUCCAAUAAUUACUUUAUUGGAGACAUUGUUCAUCUCCUCUUACAUUGCUUCAUCUCCUCUUAGGAGAUUAACAUCCCUUGAAUAUCUAAAUAUCUUUGAUAAUCUCUUCCAAAUCCCAAUCUCACUCUCUCUAUUUUUCAACCAUUCAAAUCUCAAUUUUUUGGAUUGUCGACAUAACACCAUAUAUGCCAUAACAGAGGCUCAUAAUUUCACUCCAAAGUUUCAGUUAGAGACUCUCCGCUUGUCUGGCCAUGGAUAUGGUAGUGUAGAAAUUCCCAAGUUCCUCUAUCAUCAGUAUAAUCUGCAAUUUGUUGAUCUAUCAAACAAUAAAAUAAGAGGAGAGUUUCCAUUUUGGUUAUUAGGCAACAACACAAAACUAAGGGCACUUAAUUUGGCCAACAAUUCUCUUUUAGGGUCAUUCCAGUUACCUAUUCAUUCUCCUCCGAAUUUGUUCUUCUUGGAUAUUUCUGACAAUAGUCUGUAUGGAUCCAUCCCAAAAAAAAUUGGGACACAUUUGUCAAGAUUAGUGCAAUUAAACAUGAGUGGAAAUGGUUUGAAUGGGAAUAUUCCCCCUUCAUUUGGAAAUAUGAGCUUUUUGGCAUAUUUGGACUUAUCUGACAAUAGAUUGUCAGGAAGUAUACCUGAGCAAUUGACCAUAGGUUGUAUCUCAUUAUAUAAACUCAAACUUUCAAAGAACACUUUGCAAGGACAGAUAUUUUCCAAAAAUGUUAAUUUGAAAUUUCUUGAAUGGUUACAAUUAGAUGGCAAUCUGUUCAAUGGAAAUAUACCAAAUUCAAUGGAAAUAUACCAAAUAGUUUCAUCCCAAAAUGGAUGGGAAAUAUGUCAAAUUCACUUGUCAAAAAAUAAACUGCAAGGAUCUUUGAGUGAUGUAUUUAAUGGUGACUCUUCAUUACUUACGUUAGAUCUUAGCCAUAAUAACUUAAUAGGAAAAAUUCCAAUGAGGAUUGCCAACAAUUCUAAAUUGAGGUACAUUCAGUUAAGAAGUAAUCAUUUGGAGGGUGGAAUUCCAACUCAAUUAUGCAACUUGUAUAACUUAAGCUUCAUUGAUCUCUCUCAUAAUAAUCUUUCUGGUCAUAUUCUCCCUUGUCUGAGACUUAGUAGUGCUUGGUCUAAAGGACCUGCAAAUAAAACCCUUUUAUCGAUGGCUCUUCCUCCCGACUCACAACCUUUGGAGUUUACAAACAAGAAUGGAUUCUAUUCUUAUCAACCAAGCACACUCCAAUAUUUUUCGGGGAUUGAUCUUUCUUGUAAUAAUUUAUCUGGAGAGAUUCCAUUUGAAAUUGGAGAUCUUGAUACAAUUCAAAUGUUAAAUCUAUCACACAAUAGUUUGACCGGAUCAAUUCCACAAACAUUUUCAAAUUUGUUCCACAAACAUUUUCAAAAUUUGAGGCAAAUGGGUUCAUCGGACAUGAUAUUUUUCUAUGUGAGCUUUGUGGUAUCUUACAUCAUAGUUUUGUUGGGAAUAAUUGCAGUUUUAUAUAUAAAUCCAUAUUGGCGACAAGCUUGGUUUUACUAUGUAGAAUUGAUAUCCACCAAUUGUUAUUACUUUCUUGUUGACAAUAUUCCUUACUUAUUUAAGUUUGGAGUUUCAUAAGAUUGUAUAUUAUGUUUCUACACUGUCUAUGGUUCAUAA
Jatropha curcas is the source of this 2490-nucleotide messenger RNA. NCBI's taxonomy places the organism in Eukaryota, Viridiplantae, Streptophyta, Magnoliopsida, Malpighiales, Euphorbiaceae. The record is from RefSeq and is a predicted model, not a curated record.